CAAGUCAAAUGGACGCAUGUACUUUUUGAAAAAGAUUUUGUUGAUAAACUUAACAAUAAAGUUAUCGGUUCCUCACGGAAAAGAGUUUCCGAGGAAAGCUGAAUACGCGGGUAGCUAACAGUAAUUAGUGGUAUGCAUCGCUGAAGAACAAAGCCGCGUCCUCCGGAAGGCUUUCAGUCGGCCACAUCUCGCAAUCACAUUAAGCGGUCAUUGCUGCAGCCUGCGGAGCUCCAGACGCUAGUGAAAGUCGGGCUCGUGUGGAGCCGUAGAGAAAAUGCGUUUGAAGUGAAUUUUGUGCUGAAGUGAAGUGGUUUAAAUGGAUAACGUAAACUUUGACGCGAGCGGCGAGGACAUUGAGCGGGCGCUCAUGGACCUGGGCCCGCUGCUCGGCGUCGCGAUCAAAGAGGAGGUGCCGGACGAGCUCGCCGCGCCCGCGGUGCCAGCCGCUCCGCCCAGCGUGGUGAGCGCCUGCGAUGGCGCCGAAGGCGAACGUCCCGGCGCCGACUCUGCCGAGCGCGCGGACUCGCUGGCCUCGCCCCGCGCCGGCGCAGCCCUAUCCGCCGCGCGCUGCGCGCUAUGCAGCACAGCGCUGGCGCUUGCACACGGCACACCGAAACUUAUGGAGUGCUUGCACUCGGCCUGCGAGUCGUGCAUCAAUGCUAAGAUUGAGGAGAAGCAGGCUUCGAGGGACUUUUGCGGUGGCGACCGCAUCACAGUGCAGUGCCCGGUGUGCCGACUGCAGUGCCAGCCCGCCAACAUGAUCGACCAGCGCUUCGUGCUUGAGAAGAUGUGUCCUGACACGCCGCCCGCAGCAGCGGAGCGCGACCAGCACUGCAGCAGCUGCGAAGAGCCGGAACCAGCCACCAGCUACUGCACGGACUGCGCAGAGUUCAUCUGUGACAGCUGCGUUCAAGCCCACCAACGGUUAAAGAUCACAAAAGACCACACAAUCAAAAGCAAGGAGGAAGCGAUACAAGAGCAGCAGGCCUCCCAGCCCGCCGCUCACGAUAUGUUUUGUACGGAGCACCCACAGGAGCGGCUCAGCCUAUUCUGCGAAACGUGCGACCGGCUGACAUGUCGCGACUGCCAGCUGCAGCAUCACCGAGACCAUAAGUACCAGUUCAGCACGGAGAUGGCCCAGCAGGCUCGAGCGCACAUAGCGUCCCUCCUAUCAGAAGUUUCCUACAAACGCGUCCUCCUCGGGUCCGCCAUGAAGGUGAUCCGCGAGAGACAAGUGCUCAUCGCCGACAAGAAGAAGGCGCUAGUGCACGAGAUCACGCAGACCGUCGUCAAAUUAACGAAUGCAAUCAACACACGGGGCAAGCAGCUGGUACUGCGGCUGAACGAAGUGUGUGACGGCAAGCAACGUACUCUCAGCGAGAAGAAAGAUGCUUUGGAACAACUUGCUAACAUCACUGACCACUGUGUGGAGUUUGUCAGCGCUGCGCUACAGCAGGGUAGCGACACUGCAGUGCUAUACAGCAAGCGUGCCGUAUGCGCGCACUUACAACGCAUCAAGAGUCGACGCGCAGAUAUACCCAACCCUGAGAUCCCGGUCCGCAUCGCGUUGGCGUUGGAUAAGCUGCCCGAUCUCGUUAAAGUCCUAUCAUCGAUCGGCGCCAUCGUGGUGGACGGUAAGGUGGACGGCGGCGGCGCGGCGGCGCAGGGCCCCUACCACCCGCCCGCGCCGCAGCCGCCAGCUGUCGCCCCCGCCCCCGCCCCCGCGCCCGCCGCCGUCAGCGCCGCGCUGCACCACGCCGCCGCCAUGCAGCAGACAUUGGCUCGGUACCAGUCGUACGCGAACGCGGGUAUGGGCGGCGUGGGCGGCUACAUGUCGGCCCUGGCGUCGCUCCGCACCCGGCCGCACGGCGCGCACGCCGCGCACGCGCUGCAGCAACACACGCCGCUGCGGCACGCGCACGUCACGUCCACCACACACCCGCACCACCUGCACGGUAUGAGCGAGCUGAAUCUCCGCGGCCUGCUGAACCAGGGUUCUGGGCGCGGAGCGGCGCGGUCACCGCUGCAGCCACACCCCGCCAUGCACCAUUAUCAGCAGAUAAUGGGCGCGUACGCGAACAGCGCGUACGCGGCGGCGGCCGCGGCCGGCGGCGGCGGGCGGCGCUCGGGCGGGCCGCGCACGCCGUCGCCCGCGCCGCACGCGCCGCCGCACACGCCGCCCGCGCCGCCCGCACAGCUCGCCCUGUCCGCCAUGCCCGCUCAACCUGCUAAAUGGCACAUACCGCAGCAGGGACUCGUUAAUGGUGGAUUCGACAUGUCGUCCAUGUCUCACGGCGCAGGCUCGCCGGCCGGCGCGGGCGCAGACUUCAAGAUCACGCUCGGGCGCGCGCGUGCCGCCCCGCCCUCCGCCGUCACCUCCACCAACCCCAAAACACCGAGCCCGAGUCUCAACGGUGGCGCCGGCGUCGAACUAGACAAAGUAUGCGCGGAAUCCGUACAAGACUUGAUGGCUACCAUCGCCAAACUGGACUCCAACGGUGUCCAAGUUCUGCCUGAGCAACCGCGCGCUGAGCCCGCCGUGCAUUCCUCCACGGACACUGCCGGCGGCACAGUAGCGCCGACGGCAGCGGCGCCCGCCGCCACCAGCGGCGACCCCAACGAGGACUGGUGCGCCGUGUGCAUGGACGGCGGCGAGCUCAUGUGCUGCGACAAGUGCCCCAAGGUGUUCCACCAGUACUGCCACAUACCCACCAUCGAGAAAUUGCCCGACGAGACUGAGACGUGGCAAUGCCUCCUCUGCGUGAACUUCGCCGAACUGCCCGAAGAGCCGCGCGCCCCCGGCGAAACCAUAUCGCCGCGAGAGCAGAAACUCAUGGAGCGAGUCACGCUCGAGUUGUACUGCCAGUACGAGUCCAGCCUGCCCUUCCGCGAGCCCGUGCCGCAGCACAACCACGAGUACCACAGCAAGAUCUCUCGGCCGAUGUGCCUGGACAUGAUCAGAAUGAAGUUACAGCCGCGGUCGCCGACGCGCUACGCGCAUGUGGCGCACUUCGUGGCGGACGUGCGGCUCAUGUUCCGCAACGCGCGCCUCUACAACCCGCCGGAAUCACAGAUCCACAAGGACGCCAUCCGCUUGGAGCAGUUCUUCGACAUAUCUCUCGAGAAGUGGCUCCCUACGUACGCGUACUGGAGCGGCGAGGGCUCCCCGCCCGCCAAGCGCGCGCGGACCGACUGACCCGCGCCCGCCGCCGCGCCCGCGCCCGCGCCCGCCGCCGCCUGUGCGCCGCUGUACGCGCUGCUGGCCGCCGCGCGCGCGCCGGACCCUUACCUACCACACUAAAUGCUGGACACCUACACUAGAGGUGGAAAAUUAAAACUUUCAUUCUUAAAAAUGUGCCAGGACUGACUAACCCGCGCCACUAUACGCGGAUUUAAUGGCUCCGACUCCCGGCGCGAGCGCCGGACUCUUACCUACUAUAAAAUUAUGGAAAAUCAGCGAUGUUUUUGCCGCUUUUCACAUAAUAGAUGGACAUGUCAUAAUCAUAUAGCAAUUAUUAAGCACGUUUUAUGGCCUAGUAGUACGUUGCUUCUGGAAAGUUAUGUAUGAAAAUAUUGGCAUAAUUAAUGGAAGAUUUUUUUUGG
Molecule: messenger RNA, 3603 nt
Organism: Leguminivora glycinivorella
Lineage: Eukaryota; Metazoa; Arthropoda; Insecta; Lepidoptera; Tortricidae
Gene: bon
Product: E3 ubiquitin-protein ligase TRIM33
Exons: 20
Coding region: 317-3196 (959 amino acids)
Biological process (GO): positive regulation of DNA-templated transcription
Cellular component (GO): chromatin; nucleoplasm
Molecular function (GO): zinc ion binding; ubiquitin-protein transferase activity; protein binding
Source: RefSeq, a predicted model, not a curated record